Messenger RNA from Panicum hallii, 1509 nucleotides. RefSeq names its product octanoyltransferase LIP2, mitochondrial-like. The transcript has 3 exons. Gene Ontology annotation, biological process: protein lipoylation. The record is from RefSeq and is a predicted model, not a curated record. NCBI's taxonomy places the organism in Eukaryota, Viridiplantae, Streptophyta, Magnoliopsida, Poales, Poaceae. Bases 589 to 1284 code for a protein of 231 amino acids. Gene Ontology annotation, molecular function: lipoyl(octanoyl) transferase activity. Gene Ontology annotation, cellular component: mitochondrion.
GAUCCUGUUUUCACGUUGAACGCAAGGAUCGGAUAGAACCCGCUCCCCCGCGCUCUGAAACCGCUUCUCAAGCAACGACGAUACAGACCUCGCCACGAACUUGCAGAAUAUUUACCCGCAAUUGCCACUGAACACAACCAGGCGCCCUUCUCCCCCGCCCGAUCCCCCUUCUCCCCCCGUGAGUCGCCCGCACACGCUCCGCUCCGCCGCCCCCCUACUCCGUCCGCCCCCUCCUCUCCCUGAACUCCGGCCGCCGCCCCAGAUCCAGCCGCCGGCGGGCACCUCCACUCCGGCCCCCUUCUGCUCCGCACAGGAACGCCCGGAGCAAUGGUGGCUCGCUAGGGUACGGUUUCAUCGGCGGCUUCACCAGUUGUUCUAUUGCAGUUUCUCGUCUGGUUCGGUCUCUGCUUCUCCGGCCUAAGACAGUAGAUUUUUCACAUGUCCGAGUAUUGUGCCACUUCUUUGUUCAGACUCCUCGGCGUCUAUUGAGCCCGUGGGCCGUGGCCCAUCACUUCGCGUCCCUCCUCUCGCUCACCACGACAGCCAGCGCCUUUCUCCGUUCUCCCCCUCCCACCGACCGCGAGGAAGAUGGGCAGUGGCGCGAGGAGGGUCCUGGAGGCGUGGAGGCUCGGGGUGGCCAGGUACGGAGACGCGCUCCAGCUCCAGGAGCGUCUCGUCGCGGACCGCAAGGCCGGCCGCGUCGGCGACCUCGUGCUGUCGCUGCAGCACCCGCCGACCUACACCCUCGGCAAGCGGCGCGAGAAGGCCGAGCGCAACCUGCUCGCCACGGAGGCCGAGCUGAGCGCCCUGGGCGCCGAGCUCCACCGCACGGAGCGGGGCGGCGACGUCACCUUCCACGGCCCGCGGCAGGCCGUGCUGUACCCUAUCCUCUCGCUCCGCGCCCUGGGCCUCGGCGCGCGGAGGUACGUCGAGGGGCUCGAGUCCGCGAUGAUCCAGGUGGCGGCACUCCACGGCGUGACCGCGCGGCCGGGUGACCCCGGGGAGACCGGCGUGUGGGUCGGGGACCGCAAGAUCGGCGCCAUCGGGGUCAGGAUCUCGUCCGGGUUCACUUGGCACGGGUUGGCAUUCAACAUCGACCCCGAUCUCGGGUACUUCGAGCACAUCGUGCCGUGCGGCAUCGCCGGCAAAGGGGUCACGUCGCUGCGGCGGGAGGUGCCGGACGGAGUGGAGCUCCCGGCCGACGAGGUCAUCCAUGACCAGCUUGUGCAGUGCCUGGGGGGAACUUUGGGCUUCACCGAUGUGGAAUUCAAGGACGAUUCUUAAGUGUUGCUCUAUCACCAACUACAGAUAGAUUCGUGCCUGAUUCCAUGAAGCAAUGUACAAGCUGUUUCGCUGCAGAUUUGCAGUAAAACCAGCUACCUUCUAUCGUACAUACACUAAAAGCGCUCAUGAUGCAGCUUCACAAUCCUGACGCGCCGUUCAAUCUGUACACUCUGCAAUCUGCAUCCUUCAGAAUGUCUUCUGAUCAAUUUUUGGAAUAUUUUUUCA